UGGAUAUACUCUGUUCAUUUUAGUUUAUAUAAGAAAAAUGGUUAUACCAUUUAAUAAACAACAACAAAUCCAUGGUCGAUAUCAGUUGUUAACGCCACAACCAGUGAUAAAGCAACUUCAACAUGAUGCAGAUGACACAAGCAAGUACGAUGGUACACAAUAUGCAACAUUUAUUAGAUCGUUGGGAACCAAUGAGGUUAAACCACAAGAAAGAUUAAGUCGGCCUAAAGCUAAGCCUUCAGUUCUUAAGCAGUCAGAAACAUCUAAUAACAGCAGAACUGGUAGAAAAACACCAGAACCUUCUUAUAUUAAAGGCACUCAGAGUGCCCCUCCCAGUAUAUACAAAAGUUUAAAAACAAUCAACCAAAUCAAAGUGAAAAACGAGAAGUCCCAUCAGAAGAAAAUGAAAGCCAUUGAAGACUAUAUGUUUCACUGCAAGCAACAGGAACGUGAACUGAAACGUGUUGAAGGUGAUAUACUGAAAGAAGAAAGAAAUUUAAAGAAAGCUAUGAAAGAAUAUGAAAAAGAGAUAUAUGACGAUCAGCGGCAGCAGGAAGCCAUGUUAAGUUUAGCUACAAAAGAUGAGGAUCUUAUUAAGAAAGAUUUUUACAAAGAAGAUACUAAGAUUAUGAAAGAUAAUAUCAAUCGAAACUUAAACAAUAUUCAAAAAGAAAGAGAGGAAGAAAGCAAAUCUAUUGAUAACUUAAAUGGUCUUGAAUUUCGUUUUGAGAAUAUUGCUGAGGCGAUUAAUCUUAAAAGAAUAGAAGUAAAUAGUUUGGUGAAGGAAUUUGAAAGAAAAGUUCGACAAAAAGAGGAAGAAGAAUAUAGAUUAAAGAAAGAAUUUGCAAACAUAUCGUUAGAAUUACGCAUGGCAGCACAAAAACAAAAAGUACAGACUGAAAACACUAAAAAAAAUAAUUUGAAAUCCAAUGAAGCUAACCAGAAUGAGCAGAAAAGAAGAAAUGAAAAUUUCCAAGAUCAACUAACUUGGCAGAAAAAUCUAGCCAGUCAAGCUGAACGCUCAAGAAGACGUUUGAGUAAAGAUCUUCAUGCCACUACUAGUGAGAUGAGCAUGCAUGAACGAGAGGAUGGCCGACGUUUGAUGGAUGUCAGAGCGCAGCUGAACACAAAUGCUUUAAAACAAAAAGAAGCAAAAAUAAAAGCUGAACUUCUUGAAAUGGAAAGAAAAGGAAUAUUAAGUGACGAAAAGAUCAUGGCUGUAAAUGCUCGCCGAAAAGCGAUUCAAGAUAUGCUGACUCAACAACGUAAACAAAAAAAUGACCAAUCAAUGGACGAGUGGAAACAACGAAAUCUUGUUGUGAAUCAUGAGAUGAAGAAACAUGAUUUAGAAGACAGUAUAUCACAUUUUCAAAAAGCUGUAGCGAAACAGGAAGAGCUGGAACACUCUUUAUACAAUCAGGUGAGGUCAUUGGAAGCAGACCGUAAAAAACAAGAGCAGAUUGUUGGGAGGUUGAAAGAAGAAUUGUAUGAAACACAGAGAAUGAAUAAAGCUUUAUUGAGGGAAACAGCUUUAAGAUGCAAAGAACAAGAAAGCGAGUUACAACAGAGAUUACAAAAAGAAGAAGCACAACUUGGGAAGGCUCUGUCUGAACGAGAAGAACGCAUUCAAACUUUAAUAAAAUGUCGCGAUUCUUCAAAAGAGGAGAAACAUAUGUUGGAAGAAGAAAAAAAGGUUCGUGAUCGAUUACUUCGAAUUGAAAAGAAGUCAGAUUUACUGCGUCAGGAACAAUAUGAGAAAGCAUGUUAAAAUUAGUGACGAUGUGAUCCAAAAACAGAAGUGUUUGGUCUUGCUAGUUUGUAUGCAAAAUCGGAGUUUGAAACAGAUACACGUGGCGGAGUUUUACGCAAGAGUUGAAAUGAGAAGUUAAUGAAAUUCUCUGAUUUUAUUUAAUAGUCAGACAGAAUUUUGAGGGAACCUCCUUGUAACAAGAACUUCUCGAUUUUACGCUUCAAUUAAGUGGUGGAAAAUAGUAAAGAAUGGUUUAUUUAAGAAAGAUAUUUCUAUGGAUCUUUUACAUGCAAUAACGGACACUGUAAAGCAUCCAACUUACUACGUAUAUCCACUUUGUAUAUUAACACUGGGUAUAAUAUCCAACUUACUGCGUAUCUUUUUUAAUUUUCAGACGCAUCUUAACGUCACCCUUCGCAUAUAUAUUUUUUUAACAUGUAAAAUCAUAGAAAUUUAAAAUUGUUGAUAUGGUUGAUUAUUUAUUAAAUAAAUUAUAUUUUUUUCAGUGUAAAAGAUAAAAUCAAUUUUUACAUCGAACUAUAUUUUGAACAGAAUAUUUAUUAUGUGGGAAAACCACAACUGGCGUUAUUUGAUACAUUUGUCACGGCAUAUACUUUAUUGGGAGAAAUUAUCGCGUUUAGACCGUGUCGCUAUUUGUUAUUUCGCAGGGAUUAUAAUUUUGCGGUUC
This is a messenger RNA of Hydractinia symbiolongicarpus, 2438 nucleotides long. RefSeq names its product golgin subfamily A member 6-like protein 24. Lineage: Eukaryota; Metazoa; Cnidaria; Hydrozoa; Anthoathecata; Hydractiniidae. The record is from RefSeq and is a predicted model, not a curated record. The transcript has 17 exons. Bases 38 to 1768 code for a protein of 576 amino acids.